Molecule: messenger RNA, 1830 nt
Organism: Papilio polytes (common Mormon)
Lineage: Eukaryota; Metazoa; Arthropoda; Insecta; Lepidoptera; Papilionidae
Gene: Exd2
Exons: 10
Coding region: 117-1817 (566 amino acids)
Biological process (GO): nucleobase-containing compound metabolic process
Cellular component (GO): nucleus; cytoplasm
Molecular function (GO): nucleic acid binding; 3'-5' exonuclease activity
Source: RefSeq, a predicted model, not a curated record
CAACAGAUGAUUGUAUUGCAUGCUGUGGAUGAAGCAUUAUUAUUGUGAAAUGCACAAUUUCUAACAUGUUUUAUUACAAUUUUAAGAUUAACUGUUAACUAAUUGUUGUUAUUGUCAUGGAUACAUAUUUAAAGUUCAAAACAGUUGUAACCUCUACGGCUCUAGCUGUCGGUUUUGCCGGUGCUACUUUACUGGUGUUCAAAUAUAAACUAAGAAAAAGAAAUGCAGUCGAUGCUCUUAACUACUUAACAAUUAGAACAGUGAACACAGAAGAGUCCUGCAAUGAAGUUAUAAAUGAAUUACGCAGGAGAAUAGGACUUCAUAAAGCCAUUGGUUUUGAUUGCGAAUGGGUUACAAACCAGGGCAGAAGACAACCUGUUGCUUUGGUUCAGCUCUCUUCCUAUGAUGGUUACUGCGGUUUGUUCCGACUUAGUCAUUUAAAGACUUUACCCAGCUCUUUAAAGGAGCUUCUAGAAGAUGAGAGUAUAUUCAAAGUUGGUGUGGCACCAUUUGAUGAUGCUAAAUAUUUAUUAAAUGACUACUCAGUAGCCUUGAAGUCCACUUUAGAUCUACGGCACAUUGUGGAACUAACAGGCCAUACUACAGGUGGUUUGGCUUUUUUGGCUCAAUCCGAACUCAAUGUUGUUCUAGACAAAAGUUGGAGGGUGCGUUGCAGUAACUGGGAAGUUGAUGAGUUAACACAAACACAAAUAAAUUAUGCAGCAGCCGAUGCCCAUGUGGCCAUUAAAAUCUUUGUUAACCUUAUUAACAAGAAAUAUGGCUCAAUAUGGAGUUGGUUAGACCACACAAGUAAUAAUGUUUGGCAUAAUAUAAAUAAUAUCUGCUGGAAGUAUGCUGAUAUUGGCUUUAAAAGUAAACACACAGCUAAAUUGGGCAAUGAAAUUAAAAAAGAAAAGGAAAGUAAAUUAACGAAGGAUGCAGCAGUGAGCAAACGGUAUCCGCACGCGACGCGGUCCAAGCCUUUAUACCACAAUUGUUUCUUAGUGGCACCAGAUGGAGAACUUCUCUGCACAUGUGACACUAAAAAGGCUGAAUGGUACGUGGAUAAAGAAUUAGCAGACGUGGUAAAGGAGGAUCCGCUCACAGUACGCUUACGUUUCGAGCCGUCCGGCCGCUCGGUGGGCGAGGUGGGCCGGUACUACCAACUUACUAAAGAAAACAAAUGCGUUGUUUGCGGCGGCGAUAACUCUUAUAUACGAAAAAAUGUAGUGCCAAGAGAAUACAGGAAAUAUUUUCCAGAAAUAAUGAAGGACCACGCGUCGCAUGACGUGGUGCUUUUGUGUACGGGCUGCCACCAGCGCAGCAACAUGCGCGACCAGGCGGUGCGGGAGCGGCUCGCCGAGCAGUGCGCCGCGCCGCUCGCCGCGCACACCGACAACAAGUUCAAGGAGGACGUUGACUGCAAGAAAAUCCGUUCAGCUGCUCGAGCUUUGCUAUAUCAGUCGAGAAAACACGUCCUGCCAGAGGAGAGGCGGAAGGAGUUAGAACUAAUAUUAUUGCGUCACUUUCCACAACAUCAAGAGAUCACACAGGAACUUCUGCAAGAGGCGGCGGAGAUACAAGUUGUGUUUGAAAACGUAGACUACUCGUCGCACGGACAUAAAGUGGUAGAGUACUUCUUGAAGCACGAGGGUCUGCUGCAGCUGGAGCGGCUGUGGCGGCAGCACUUCCUCUCCUCCAUGCGGCCGCGCUACAUGCCGCAGCUCUGGUCGCUCGAUCACAACGAGCAAAGAUUAAAAAUAAGGUUAGAAGAAGGUCGUCUUUCCGAAGAAGACUCAAAGCUGCUAGGAUUUUGAAUACUGGAAUGGU